AUGUCCAAUAAAUUUUUAUAUUUUGCAUAUGGAAGUAAUAUGUUAACGAAAAGAAUACAUAGUAAUAAUCCAACUGCAGUACGAAAAGAUUUUUGAAGGUAAAUAUAUAUUGCUGAAGCGAAUUUUCCACGUGCGCGGCUACUACAUUCAUUUUUAUUUUAAACAACAGAGAAUUUAUAUUAUGUUUUAUAAAAUUUUAUUAUUUGAUUUAUUAUUUAUACAAAUGCCAUUAUAUCAGAAUUUCAGAUUAGACUUUAUGACACAUUCAAAAAGAUGGAGGUGGAUGUUCAGCAACAAUUGUUCCUAAAAGGAAGAUUAUGUUGUAUGGGGAGCAGUUUGGAAAUUAAAUGAAUGUAACAUUUGUACAUUGGACAAUCAAGAAGGUGUGGCAGAUAAAUUAUAUUUCUCUUUAAUGGUUGACAUAGAAACACCUACUGGUGAAAUAUUAAAAUGCAGAAUGUACCAGCAAUGUAACAAUCCAAAUGAACAUAUAAAAUCAUGCCUACUACCAAAGCAUAGAAGACCUUUACCAUUAUAUCUAGAAACAAUAUUAAAUGGUGCAUACGAAAGUAAUCAGUUACCAUGUGAUUACAUUAAAGUUUUAGAAAAAAUACCACAUAAUGAAUAUACAGGAGAAUAUAAUAUU
This is a messenger RNA of Heterotrigona itama, 646 nucleotides long. The record is from the annotation of a GenBank genome assembly. Lineage: Eukaryota; Metazoa; Arthropoda; Insecta; Hymenoptera; Apidae.